This is a messenger RNA of Cornus florida, 579 nucleotides long. RefSeq lists its product as uncharacterized. Lineage: Eukaryota; Viridiplantae; Streptophyta; Magnoliopsida; Cornales; Cornaceae. Bases 1 to 579 code for a protein of 192 amino acids. The record is from RefSeq and is a predicted model, not a curated record. The transcript has 2 exons.
AUGUGGAUUUCAAGUAUUGUCCCAGUCAAGAAGAAAAAUGGGCAAAUACGAGUUUGUGUAGACUUUCGUGACUUAAAUUCUGCAUGUCCAAAAGACGACUUCCCUCUACCUGUCGUCGAACUCACGAAAGAUGCAACAAUGGGACAUGAGGCUCUUUCUUUUACGGAUUGUUUCUCCGGCUAUAACCAGAUAAGAAUGGCUCCCAAAGACGAAGAGUUAACUGUUUUCCAUACCCCAAAGGGGAUAUAUUGUUAUAAGGUGAUGCCAUUAAGACUUAAGAAUGCUGCCGACCCUCUCAAGUAUGUCAUGUCAAGACCUGUUCUCUCUGGGCGACUAGCAAGGUGGUCGAUUUUGUUCAACGAAUUCGAAAUCUUGUAUGUCCCGCGAAAAGCAGUCAGAGGACAAGCCCUUGCUGACUUCUUGGCUGAUCAUCCAAUACCAACGGAUUGGGAAAUUUUUGAAGACUUUCCUGAUGAGAAGGUUUUCUUUAUUGAUGUCCUUCUGCCAUGGAUGAUGUUCUUUGAUGGUGCGGCGCGGUCCGACGAAGCAGGGGCAGGCAUGGUGUUUGUUUCUCCAUAA